This is a messenger RNA of Boleophthalmus pectinirostris (great blue-spotted mudskipper), 2453 nucleotides long. RefSeq names its product mitochondrial fission regulator 1 (gene mtfr1). Gene Ontology annotation, biological process: mitochondrial fission; aerobic respiration. Lineage: Eukaryota; Metazoa; Chordata; Actinopteri; Gobiiformes; Gobiidae. Gene Ontology annotation, cellular component: mitochondrion. The transcript is spliced from 8 exons. The record is from RefSeq and is a predicted model, not a curated record. The coding region runs from base 472 to 1503 and encodes 343 amino acids.
AACAACGGUGUCAGUAUCAAACGCACACUUUACUAACAUGUGAUUGGCUAGUACAUUGUAGUCGACGAAGAUUCAUCAAAUUAAUAUUUAGCUUUUCAGAUAGUUUUUGUUUUUACUUGUUUUCUUUGCUGUAAGUUUACAAUUAAUUACGAUGAGGUAAUUUAUGCGUGAUCUAAAGAUCACAUGAUCCAUCCAGCGCUUUGCCAUUGGCUGAAAAAAUACUCCUCCGAGCCAGAGUCUUCUCUUCGUUCGCUCGUCGCUUUGACAAGGUGGAAAAAGUGAAAAGUUUCAUAAAAGUUGUCUUUUGAUUUUCGUAAACAGCUCAAGUUAGAAGAAGACGGUGUAGCAACAGUUAGCCACAUCACCUGCUAAGUUCACGUUGAGUUCUUUAAAUUUCCUGGUUACCCUGAUGACCUACCUCUGAAAAUGCUCUCACACCGGGGGCAUGUGGGUAUUUGAAAACUCACAGAAAUGAGCAAAAAUUAUGCGCGAAUUGAAAUGGAUUUGGUGAGUGGCUUCACAGAUCUGAGGAUAGAAAGCUGUCUGUAUCGUUUAACAGGUAUUGUUCUGCAGGCUUUUGGAACAGCCAAGCCUUAUGGGUCUUCCAGAAGUAUAGUGAGGAGAAUAGCGUCCAGUCUACCUCUUAAGCCCAGCCCCAGAGUUCAUUUUCAGCUUUAUCCAUACACAGAGGAUGCAGGCAUCCUAUUUGCUGCCAAGCCACGGCCUGGACUGGUGGCCUCUCUAGCUGAUGUUGGCUGGAUUGAUAGAGAUGAUGAGGAUGAUGCAGACUAUUUUGAAAGACCAAGGCCUGGGCUUCCUGCUGGUCUCUUGCUCAGAGCUCACGAGCCUCAGCAGAGACUCACCAGACAAAGAUCACUCCCAAGCCUGCACCAGGGGCCUCCUGACCCCCAGGGCUCCAUUAUAGCUAAUGAUGAGGCCAUACAGAAAAUCAGUGCACUUGAAACUGAACUGGCCAAACUCAGAGCACAGAUCGCACAAAUAGUUUUGGCUCAGGAAAAGACUUCACAGCCAGCUGCUGCUACAGGGGCUCCUCCCCCACCCCCUCCACCUAGUGGUACUCUGCCUCCCCCUCCCCCACCUCCACCUCCACCUCCCCCAAGCCUCCAGCGGACAUUUUCAGCCAUUGACUUGAUUAAGGAGCGCAAAGGGAAGAAGACAGACAAACAGACAGUUUUAGAGCCUAAGCCAACAGAAAUCCCCAACAUGCUUGACAUCCUGAAAGACAUGGGCAAAGUUAAGUUACGCUCUGUCAAAAAUCGUGGUGAGGAAGGUGAUGUUAAAACAAAGACCAAUGAGCCAGCAGACGCAGCAGCUCUGAUCGCUGAGGCCCUCAAGAGAAAGUUUGCGCAUCGCUACAGGCACAACAGUGAACCAGAGGACAAGGAGGAUUUCAAACCAUUUUUGGAGAAAAAGGCCAAACCAGCUGCCCCUUUGUUUGGGCAGCACAUGUUAAAGCCAACGGGAAAGAGGAAGCUAGUCUGAAUGUGCCUUUUCCAAAUCAGCUGUUGAUACAAUAGAAUGAAAAUGUUUGUUGACGAGGACACAGGCUUCCUAAACUACCAGUCAUCUCUUAUUUUGCACUUUUAAUUUUGUAACUACAGUAUAUUAGUAUUUUUGUUGUCAUGAAUGAUUCCUGCUCAUCAUAGUGAGAGACCUGCAUGUUAACACAGAAACAACGGUUCAGUGUUGAAAGUUCAAUUUUACAUCACAUUGUUUUUAGUCAGUUGCACAGGGCAGUUUUGCAUUCCCAGUUGCAGUGGGACAAAAAACUCAGUGGUUCUUCCACCACAGAAGAAUGUGAGCACUUUCUUUCUACAGGAAAAUUUUAUUUUUGGUGGGAUUCUUCAAGAAAGAAAGGAAGCGAUAUUUGUAAAUGUGUGUAUUUAAUUUAUGAUAGGGAUUCUUUUAUUUAUGCUGUGGCCUUGUCUUUAUAGUUUUACCAACACUAAUAAUGUUUAUAAUGUUAUUAAUUUUAAGAUACAGUACUUUUACAUUGUGGCAGUUCAUAUACUUGCCAAAGCUUUAAAUUUUAAAUGUAUUCCUGCUUUGAUCAAUAUUAAAAUCAAAGACAUUCCAGACAUUGCAGACAUUCUGGGAAGCUUUAAUUAUUCCUUAACAAUUUCUGUGUCGAGAUUUUUAUAUAUAUAUAUAUAUAUAUAUAUAUAUAUAUAUAUAUAUAUAUAUAUAUAUAUAUAAUUUAUUAUUAUUAUUAUUACACACAAUUAUGCAGGAAAAGUGGCAGUCAAUACAAUUGAUACUGACAGUUAUUAGGCACUUUUUAAAUGUAGUGAUACUGUAAAACACUGAUGCUGCAGUUCUGAAAUAACUGUCAUUUUAAGUUUUUUUGUACUUGUUAGCGAAGUUGUACCACCUCAAUGUGAGCAAUUAUUGUGACUUGUGAAUAAAGGCUGUUCCAAGUGUUGAAUAUGAUU